This is a messenger RNA of Nasonia vitripennis (jewel wasp), 833 nucleotides long. Its product is annotated as ADP-ribosylation factor-like protein 16. Gene Ontology annotation, molecular function: GTPase activity; GTP binding. The record is from RefSeq and is a predicted model, not a curated record. The transcript has 2 exons. Bases 200 to 721 code for a protein of 173 amino acids. NCBI's taxonomy places the organism in Eukaryota, Metazoa, Arthropoda, Insecta, Hymenoptera, Pteromalidae.
UUGGAAAACAAAAAAUAAUUUUUUAAUAUCCUUGGUCUAUUAUUAUUUGUCCGAUUAUAAAACCUUUAUAAAUAAAUAACAUAAAAAAGCGUUACUCGAUCGAUAAUAUUUCAUUUUGGAUGGUAUUCGAUCACAAGAUAUUGUUGGCAUGGUAAACCAAGUAGUUAAUCAAUAUUCUGAGUAGAAGAGCCGCGUAAAAAUGUGCCUAUGUUUGGGCCCAAUGAAGUCCGGAAAAACUCUUCUUUUGAAAAAUCUUCGUGGAGACAGUAUAGAUGAGGCUAAUUCAACUGUCCAGACUAAUGGUAUCAACCUUUUUAAUGUACGCAAUUCCGAUAGACACUUUGAACUUGUCAUACGAGAAAUCGGAGGUAGCAUGGCACCGAUUUGGAGACAUCAUCUUGACAGGGUUUACAAGGUGAUAUACGUUGUGGAUACCAGCAAUCUGUGCCAAAUAAGUGCUGCUGGAGUUUUGUUAUACUCGUUACUAGUGGAACCUAAACUUGCGUUAGCAAAAUUUGCUUUAAUCUUAACAAAGAUGGAUCUGUCCUAUCGUCAAAUGAGGAACGAAGCGCUGCUGAUGUUGAAUUUCUCUCGACUUCAGAAGGAAGUGCGCCAGGAAAUCACUGUUAUCGAAGCAAGUGGAGUUACGGGACAAGGUGUGGAUAAGCUAAGAGAAUGGCUUUUUGACCCUGUCACCCUGGCUAAUGCAAGUCGUCGCUAAUGAAGUUCGGAAUAUUUGUACAAUAGUAUUGUGUUUUUGAAAAUCUAUAUAUUUUCAUUUAUCGAUUUUGUCUUAGACUACACAAUAAAGUUAAAAAAAAAAAAAACGUUCA